Messenger RNA from Diceros bicornis minor, 2390 nucleotides. RefSeq names its product galactosidase beta 1 (gene GLB1). Gene Ontology annotation, biological process: carbohydrate metabolic process. NCBI's taxonomy places the organism in Eukaryota, Metazoa, Chordata, Mammalia, Perissodactyla, Rhinocerotidae. Gene Ontology annotation, cellular component: vacuole. Gene Ontology annotation, molecular function: beta-galactosidase activity. The record is from RefSeq and is a predicted model, not a curated record. The transcript has 16 exons. The coding region runs from base 74 to 2062 and encodes 662 amino acids.
GGGUCCUCAGUCAAGUGACGCCGAGCGGCUGGCCCAGGCGCCGACUGCGGAGCCGAGAGGCCGGAGAGUGGACAUGCUGGGGGUCGUUCGCUUCCUCUCUCUGCUGCUGGUGCCCCUGCUGCUGGGCUCUGCGCGCGGCUUGCGCAAAGCCUCCCAGAGGACGUUCAAGAUCGACUACAGCCACAACCGCUUCCUCAAGGAUGGCCAGCCGUUCCGCUACAUCUCAGGAAGCAUUCACUACUUCCGCGUGCCCCGCUUCUACUGGAAGGACCGGCUGCUGAAGAUGAAAAUGGCUGGGCUGAAUGCCAUCCAGACGUACGUGCCCUGGAACUUUCAUGAGCCCCAGCCAGGACAGUACCAGUUUUCUGAGGACCAUGAUGUGGAACAUUUUAUUCAGCUGGCUCAUGAACUGGGGCUGCUGGUUAUCCUGAGGCCUGGACCCUACAUCUGUGCAGAGUGGGACAUGGGAGGAUUACCUGCCUGGCUAUUAGAGAAAGAAUCUAUUGUUCUCCGUUCUUCUGAUCCAGAUUACCUUGCAGCCGUGGACAAGUGGUUGGGAGUCCUUCUGCCCAAGAUGAAGCCUCUCCUCUAUAAGAAUGGAGGGCCAAUUAUAACAGUGCAGGUCGAAAAUGAAUAUGGCAGCUACUUUACCUGUGAUUAUGACUACCUGCGUUUCCUGCAGAAGCUCUUCCGCCACUACCUGGGUGACGACGUGCUUCUGUUCACCACCGAUGGGAUGUUCGAGAAGUUCAUGCAGUGUGGGGCGCUGCAGGGGCUCUAUGCCACAGUGGACUUCGGAUCAGGUAUCAACGUCACAGCUGCUUUCCAAAUCCAGAGGAAGAGUGAGCCCAAAGGACCCUUGAUCAAUUCUGAAUUCUAUACUGGCUGGUUAGACCAUUGGGGCCAACCUCACUCAAAAGCCAAGACUGAAGUGGUGGCUUCUACCCUCUAUGAUAUACUUUCUCGUGGGGCGAAUGUGAACAUGUACAUGUUUAUAGGUGGGACCAAUUUUGCGUAUUGGAAUGGGGCCAACAUGCCCUACCAAGCACAGCCCACCAGCUAUGACUACGAUGCCCCACUGAGUGAGGCAGGGGACCUCACUGAGAAGUAUUUUGCUCUGCGAGACGUUAUUAAGAAGUUUGUAAAAGUACCAGAAGGUCCUAUCCCUCCGUCCACACCAAAGUUUGCAUAUGGAAAAGUUGCUCUGAAAAAGUUAAAGACAGUGGAGGAAGCUCUGGGCAUUCUGUGCCCCUCUGGACCCAUAAAAAGCCUUUAUCCCUUGACAUUUAUCCAAGUGAAACAGUAUUUUGGGUUUGUGCUGUACCGAACAACACUUCCUCAAGACUGCAGCAACCCGACACCCCUCUCUUCACCCUUCGAUGGAGUCCACGAUCGGGCCUAUGUUGCUGUGGAUGGGGUCCCCCAGGGAAUCCUUGAGCGAAAUACUGUGAUCACUCUGAACAUAACAGGGAAAGCUGGAGCCACUCUGGACCUGCUGGUGGAGAACAUGGGGCGCAUAAACUAUGGCAGAUAUAUCAAUGAUUUUAAGGGUCUUAUUUCUAACCUGACCCUUGGUUCCAAAAUCCUCACAAACUGGAUGAUCUUCCCACUGGACAUGGAGGAUGCAGUGCGCAGCCACCUGGGGGACUGGGAUGGCCAUGACAGUGGCUGCCGUGAUAAAGCCUGUGCCCGCAGCUCAUCUAACUACUCACUCCCAGCCUUUUAUGUCGGGAACUUCUCCAUUCCUAGUGGGAUCCCAGACUUGCCCCAGGACACCUUUAUCCAUUUUCCUGGAUGGACCAAGGGUCAGGUGUGGAUUAAUGGCUUUAACCUCGGUCGCUAUUGGCCAGCACAGGGCCCCCAGAUGACCUUGUUUGUGCCACAGCACAUCCUGAUGACAUCGGCCCCGAACACCGUCACAGUACUGGAACUGGAGCAUGCGCCCUGUGGUGACAAUGGCCUAGAACUGUGCACCGUGCAGUUCAUGGACAGGCCGGUUAUCGGUGCAUCUCAGACCUACAGUCGACUCCCUCCACACGUCUCUGUGAAUCAAGACUCAUGACUGGACUAUGUCAGAUAACUAAAGGCUGUAACCCUUUGGGGUUUUAGCCUUGCACAGACCUCGCAUAUCCCCCUUGUAAUGCCAACAUUCACUGAAGAGUUCAAUUGGAAAAUAAAUUUAGCACAUGUGUUUUCACCUGAGUUUCCCUGCAGCCUCGCAGUGCCCGACCUGCCACCGUCAGGAGCCACCGUCGAUGUGUGGUGGGUGGUAGCACAGUAAUGCACUGACGUGUCUGCAGAGUUGGAGUGGAAGCUUUCAAGGUGUUUCUGAUUUUUACAUUGGAAGAAUCAUGCUGUCUCUUUAUUAAAUAAAAUUUGUAUUCAAAUGA